AUGCGUUUCGCCAAGGCGCAGGAGAAGAAGAUGGGCAAGCCCGAGUCAACGGAGCCCGUGGUCAAGAAGAGGGCGCCUCAGAAGAGCCCCAUUAGCAGGUUCUGGAUCAGUACGUUCUUCUCGCCCCGUGUUGUUCUUGCUUUCAUACUAGUCGGCGGUCUGCUCUUCGAGGUCCUUAAGCUCUUCUUUUAG
This is a messenger RNA of Alternaria arbusti, 192 nucleotides long. RefSeq lists its product as uncharacterized. Lineage: Eukaryota; Fungi; Ascomycota; Dothideomycetes; Pleosporales; Pleosporaceae. The record is from RefSeq and is a predicted model, not a curated record. Bases 1 to 192 code for a protein of 63 amino acids. The transcript has 2 exons.